AUGGCACGGAUGGGAGACAAGCUUGUCCUUGUCUUGUGUGGCCUCUUCCUACUUGCUACUGUCACCCGCGCCGUGCCUGUGCGCGACCGUCGCUUUCUCUCAAUCAGCAUUGACUUGAGUGUCCCUUUGGAUAUUCUAUUUCCCGGUGAUCCCACAACAACGACGACGACGACGACGACGACGACGACGACAACAACAACAACAGCAGCAACAACAACAACGGCAGCAACAACGGCACUUCCCUCCACGACCAGCACCAGUGAUACCUCCCCUGUUGUGGACCCUCCCACCACCACCACCACCACCACCACCACAACGACAACGACAACAACGACAACGACAACAACGACAACGACAACGACAGCUCCUCCGAGCUUUUCAUGUUGGUACAACAUCACCUGGGAUCGAUUCAUUGGCACCGGCAUUGAGCUGAGCAUCCUCAAGCAAGUCGUGGCCGAUCGGACCUUAUUUCAGAUUGGAACCAGCCUCAAUGUCUCUUUUUCUUGGCUGAUGAUUCAGUCGUUUGAUAUUGUGCCCAUCACGGCCACGACUGGCGUUUCCUACCCCCGCCUGGUGACCAACUUUGACAACCAAACAAUUCGUGACCUCUUCCAAGCUUACAUCGAUGCCUCAGGUGAAAUCAGCGUCGUCCUUGGCGAUACUUUGACCAUCCCCGCGGGGUCCAUGGAAACUCUGCCUUCCUCUGCCAAUCCCACCACGCAAGGGCCCAACACUUCCGACCCAGGCAACGAUGUCCCCACUGCUGAUUCGCUUGCCAGCUGGCUUCUCACCAUCGUCGUGGUGGCUGCUGCCGUUGUUCUUCUCUUCGGCGUUGGCUGGGCCGUCAAGAGUCAUAGCUCCACGAGCUCCAAAAGUAACCCGCACUUGUCCGAAGGUGGUCUUACCCCCUUGCACAUGGCGGUCAUUCAACAUGAUCCCACGAGCUUGCAGGCCCUCUUUGGUGCUUCCCAACAAAGCGUCGACUUGGUCCCUGACAUCCCCAUGGCCAACCUCUCCUCUUCUUGGGACCAAGGAACCCGUUCCUCCAUCUCCUCCCUCCAAUAUCCAUACUCAGCCGCCACUCACACCACCAGUUUGGACAGCUACACCAGCGAAGCGGCGAUGGCGCCUCAUGGCAUGCCAGCUACAAUCCUCACACCAGCACAACGACUGCAACUUGAUCAACGCGAUGGUGCUGGUUGGACGGCUUUAGCCUGGGCUGUCCAGGCUCGCAACGGCGAGCUCAUGCACCAACUGCUCUCCCUGGGAGCCGAUCCAAACAUUCCCAACAAGGAUCAGCAGUCACCUCUGCAUCUGGCCGUGCUUGUGAACGCUGAUCGGCGCAUUAUAGAAAUGCUGGUAGCCGCAGGUGCCAAUAUCGACGCCAUGGACGCCGAGACGGACCCUACGAGCAUCAACACCCAGGAUGCCAAGGGCUGGUCGCUGCUGCAUUGGGCCCUGGCCAUGGGCUGCAACGAAUGUGUUCGCCUCUUGUGCCGAGUACCGGGUCUCAACACUUUGCUCACAACCAAGAACCGGGACAAUAUAUUCCACUUUGCCGCCAAACAUGGCGACUUGGAGAUCAUCACAGACCUGAUACACUUUUUGCAAACCCCUGAGGCACGAGAUUCAGUCAAGGGCUACACCAUUGAUGUUUCGGAGAUGCUUACCAGCGCCAACUUGGAGGACAGGACACCACGCGACUUGGCAGAAGACAGCGGCAACCCGAAAGCGGCGGCCUGGAUCUCAGGCAUGAUUCUCCAGCUUCGGCACGGUGGAGCCAGCUCGACCAAGCUGUCACCUGCGACGCACUCGUCGGCAUCACCCAUGCUGUCUCCGAUUUCCCAUAGCUCAGCCGUUAUGUCACCCAUGAAUUCGGAUGAGGAUGUAGCUCGACGCCUAGGUUCGCCACCAAACCGACCCUCUGGCUGGGCCCUCGCAGCUCAACCCGCUGCUCAACCCGCUGCUCGUGAGCGCGAGAGAGACAGCUCAGAGUCAGAGGACCCGGCUCGCAUGGAGAAACGCUCAGCACAACAACAGCGCCGUCGUGACCGGCGGCGCGUGUACAUGCGCAAGCGCCGUGCGGACGAGCGUUUGGAACUGGACUCCAUGUCUGCUCAAGUUGAAGCCCUGCGUUCGGCCAAUGCCGACCUGGAAAAGAUUUGCCAGGUUCUUCGCGGCGAGGCCGACAUGCUUCGUCGCCAGAUUCGAAGCUAG
This is a messenger RNA of Monosiga brevicollis MX1, 2217 nucleotides long. RefSeq lists its product as uncharacterized. NCBI's taxonomy places the organism in Eukaryota, Choanoflagellata, Craspedida, Salpingoecidae. The coding region runs from base 1 to 2217 and encodes 738 amino acids. Gene Ontology annotation, molecular function: protein binding. The record is from RefSeq and is a predicted model, not a curated record. The transcript has 5 exons.